Messenger RNA from Chara braunii, 2848 nucleotides. The record is from the annotation of a GenBank genome assembly. NCBI's taxonomy places the organism in Eukaryota, Viridiplantae, Streptophyta, Charophyceae, Charales, Characeae.
GCUAAGUAGGUGAGUGCCUUUGGUUUGCUCUUAACAGGAAAUUGGAAAAGGAGGCCUGCCAAGAUGCCGGAGGGUGGUGACGCCGGAAGGGUCCUGACCAUCGAGGAUCUCAUUGCAGCCCUAGAUCGAUACGAGAGGAACCCGAGUAACGUUCCGAAGGUUGAGACCUUCCAUUUCGAUGAGGUAUGUGCUCCAUAGGCACCACCAGGAAGUGCAGAAGGUUGUGGACGCUGCCCAUGGCAGUUGGGCAAGAUUCAGGGAGAACAUGCUGCGCAAGUAUCGGUUGGGUGAUGGGUUGCUUACCAUCCAAGAUCUUGAGCGGAAGAACAAGGAUAACUUUACCACGAUAGGGGCCUUCGUACAAGAGUUUAAGAAGAAGGCGAGGAAAGUUCACGGGAUCUCUGAGGAGAGGCAGUGCGCUAUCUUUCUGGGACUGCUUACUGGGUCAGAGGCAGCCGAACUGACGAGUCAUGGAGGAGGCAGCGCAAAGCUUACUUGGGCCACCAUCGACAGAGGAGAUGCCGAGGCGCAGAGAAAGGCUGUAGCCGUGGUCCAAGGCCGAGGGAAAGAGGUGGGGGAUGAAGGCGCCAGGCAAGAGGAUUACGGUGGGGAGGAGACGGGGUCGCAAAUCCUUACUAAGGCCCAGCGGAAGCAACGCAAUUUGUUGCUGGGUGGCCAAGGGUCUGGCAAAGGACAGGCCCCCCAGGCAAUUGCUGCACCACCAGUAGCCGUCGUAGCCGCGCCCAUAUCGACAGGGCCGGCGCCAAUGGGGUCGCCCCCGGCCUGCGGACAUUGGGUGCCACAUUGUCAAGCGGCACCCUGGCCCAGCUAUAGUCAUUGUACCUCGUGCGGAGGGGGCCAAGCCCAUACUGGACAGAUGGUUCCAUUCUCGGGUCCGUCAACAAGCGCAGGGCCGCCAAGUUUCCCGGCGACGCAAGGCCAAUUCACGGGCCAGCCUCCCCCCUCACAGCAAACGUCGCAAGCUAGUGUGGCGGGAGGAGGAGGCCAAGGGCAAGGGGGGCAGGGCAAUGGUGGUCGGGGACAAGGAGGCCGAUGGGGUGGCAGACGAGGCCGAAAUGGAGGAGGACGUGGCGGCAGAUGGAACAACCAAGGGGGCCAGGGCCAAGGAGACCAAGGUAGUCAGCAAGGAGGCCAAGGGUAUGGGAGACCCCGCUUCGACUGGCGGAAUGCAACCUGCUGGCAUUGUGGUAUUGUAGGCCACACGAUUCGGUUCUGCCAGCAACGGCGGGAUGAUGAGCUUGCGGGCCUGAUUUCCUCUUGUAUGGAUGGGGAUAUAUACGACAAGUGGGGGGAGCACAUUGACCCCAGGACCCCGGGAGGGAUCAGGCAGGAAGCCCUCAGGCGGGCGGCGGCAGGGCCAUCGACCGCCCCGGCCAUGUUUAGACUCUGGCAGGAGAGAGAGGACCCCGCCAUAAGGAUCGAAGAGAUCACGGGGGAUAGUGAGGAGGUUACGCAACGAUUAAAGGUCGGAGCCAUAAAGGAAGAGCCGAUAAUUGUCGAGUCAGACGAUGAGGAGAGAGAGGAUGAAGGGGAGCCAGCCGUAACCACCCUGGAAAAGAUGGAGGAUUUAAUGGAAAAAAUAGGGAGGUACCAGCGGAAGCUGAAAGAGUUAUGUGAUGAAGUCCAAGGGUGGAAAGCCGACCUCCCAAAGGUCUUCCUCUAUGAGACCGGGCCGGGGCCGGCAGCUGGACAGCAGAGUAGCCCCGGGGUUGCCGUGGCGGGGUCUGGCCCCAGGUCAGGGAUGAUGUUCAGGUCGCCCACCCCGCACGGGCGGGCGCCGCAAGCAACUCAAGCCAGGAGCCAAAGUAAGGUGGGUCCUAGUCAGCUACCAAGCCAAGCGCCAAGUCAGGCACCCCCACGAAAGAGACCUGAGCCUGAGCGUAGGAAGGAGGUGAUUGAGGUCCAGGAGGAAGAGGAAGAGGAUGACGACAUGGAGGAUGAGAGACUCUGUCAGGAGGAGGAUCGGUGGGCGGAGCAGAGAGCGCAGAGGAAGGAGGCGCAGGAGAGAGCCGAGCCAGGUCUACAGGAUGGUGUGCCCAGGAAAAGAAAGUACACCGUUAGGUUGGAGGAGGAUUUUGACGUAGAAAGGAUGGUGGACCGACUCCUUGAAGAUCACGGCGUGCUGCACGGGGCUAACUGCAAAGCAGUCUUUUGCGGCACCGCGUCGAACGUGAUUAUAGACAUCGGCAAGGUGCGAGCGAGGACGUGCUUUUUCAUCAUGCCAGAUGUGGACCAUCCCAUCCUUCUGGGUAGAUCGUUCAUGUGCAGAACGGAGACCUUGAUCUUCAACAAGCACGAUGGAACGAUGAUAUUGCUCCUGAGUGAUCCAGCCUGUGGGAACUACGAAGUUGUCACCUGCCGGAACACGGGGCCAGGGAGCGAGCGGAAUAGGCCUAACCCCGGCUCGUUCACCUAUGUGGAAUCGGAGAACGAGCGGCGGAGGCUUGCGGAGGAGUCCGAGGAGGAAGGUGGGGCAGAGGUGCUGUCACUAAGCCUUACAAACGUAAGCAAGGCUAUGGAGAUCGUGGCGGCACAUGAGAUGGCGGACCCGGAGGUCAUCAAGGCCUUGCGAGAGCAUGUUUUGGAAUGCCCGCAGGCAGGAGAGGUGGAACUUAUCUAUCGGCUUCCCGGAGGAAGAAAGGGGCCUGCAAUGGCGCAAGCGCAAACAACAAGCCGGCCUUUUUUAGGGGACGGCUCAAGCAGGGCGCCCAAAGGCGGUACAAAACGGUAGAUAAGAAGUGCCACCCUGUUCCCGUGCUCGUUACGGAAGAUGAAGAGGCAUAUUACGAGCGGGAGCGAGGAUUGAUACGGCGAAUGCAAGAGCAGG